Humulus lupulus (European hop) is the source of this 1221-nucleotide messenger RNA. Its product is annotated as protein FAR1-RELATED SEQUENCE 5-like. The coding region runs from base 1 to 1221 and encodes 406 amino acids. NCBI's taxonomy places the organism in Eukaryota, Viridiplantae, Streptophyta, Magnoliopsida, Rosales, Cannabaceae. The transcript has a single exon. The record is from RefSeq and is a predicted model, not a curated record.
AUGGUAGACGUUGAUACAAGUUCAAAUCCUGAGUGGGCUUCGAUAAUACAGGAGUUAAAUAUAUCUAAAACAGUUAACGAACUAGAAAAAAUUGACAUUGUUGGUAAGUAUCUAGAUUCGGUUGAUAAGUGGGAGUCGUUCUAUGAAAUAUAUGUAAAGUGGAUGGGGUUUGGCAAAAGGUCAAAUGUCGUGAAGAGAAGAAAUGGGGUAGUAUCAAUGAGAAGGUGGGUUUGUACAAGAGAAGGUUAUAGAUGGAGUGAAUAUGUGGAUAUGCCCAAUCGCAAAAAACAAUCAAGACCAAUCAUAAGAUCUGGAUGUCAGGCAGCUCUCAGAGUGGUUCACUUGAAAGAUAACGACUUAUGGUUGGCAAAAGAAUUUAGCCACGAACAUAAUCAUGAAAUGGUAUCGGUCCCUGAGUUACAAUUCCUCAAGAAUAAUCGUGUGGUGUCUGAUGGUUUGUUUGCACAAGUUCAUUCGAUGAACUCAGCCGGGAUAAAAACUUCUCAAAUUAUGUCCCAUAUUGCUAUGCAGUCGGGAGGUUAUGAGAGAAUGCCAUGUCAAGUCAGAGAUGUGUACAAUAGAGUAGCAGGAGCAAUUAGGGAAGAAAAACUGGAAACUGAUGCGGAAGGUGCAUUAGGAUUCUUGGAUUGUCUUUCUGCGCGAGAUCCAAACUUUUUUGUGUACCACCAAGCUGACACAGAAAACAGACUCGCCAACGUAUUCUGGGCCGACGGAACUGCAAGAAUUGACUACCGGGCAUUUGGGGAUGUGAUAGCAUUUGACACAACGUACAUGACCAACACGUACAACAAGCCAUUGUGCAUUUUGAUGGGUGUCAACCACCAUUUCUCAACUUGUGUUUUUGGGUUUGCGUUGCUCAUAAAUGAAAAAAUGGAGACUUACUCAGGGAUGCUAAGAGCAUUCUUAGAAUGUCACCAUCAAAAAAAACCUUCAGUCAUCGUCACUGACGGGGAUAAUGCAAUGCGUGAGGCAAUAAAAGAAAUACUUCCAGAAUCCACACAUCGAUUAUGUGCUUGGCAUCUAAGAACAAAUGCAUCUAGGGCUGGUAAUGAUCCUGGAUUCACGAAAGCAUUCAAUAAUUUGAUGUACUCAUACUACAACGAGGAGGUGUUUGAGAACAAAUGGAAAGAGUUGAUGGAGACAUAUCAAAUGGAAGACAACGAAUGGUGCCAACUCCAAUACAGAAGAAAGCGAAUGUGA